Macrosiphum euphorbiae (potato aphid) is the source of this 2385-nucleotide messenger RNA. The record is from the annotation of a GenBank genome assembly. NCBI's taxonomy places the organism in Eukaryota, Metazoa, Arthropoda, Insecta, Hemiptera, Aphididae.
AUGACUGGUAUUGCAGCGAAGACAUCAGCAAUGUUCAACAACGGCGUGACCAGCGUCGAAGUUGUGGACAGUGAUAACGACGAUAUUGGUGUUGAAACGAGUGGAAUAAAAAAGUUAUGGGUACCAUCAAUGAAUAAAUUUCGACAAUUUUUCAAAUCAUCUCCGAGUACGAUGUCCAGUAAUAAUAAACGUCACUGGCGCAAGCGUCAAAACAAAACAGAUACUGAGAACGACCAGUACUAUGACCCGGACGAUGAUCAAGACGAUUACAGUGACAAGCAGGAGCUACACCAACAUGUUGAUGAUGGAAAUGGUAGUAAAAGUCAUGACAUAGAAGAAGAUGACGAUGACGAUGAAGAGUAUCAAGACGAAGACAGACAAGUGCGAAAGAAAAUGCUCAGAAAACAAAACAAGAAAGAGGUAGAAGUAAAAAAAAAAAAAAAUACUGAAAUACGUUUAUUACUGGCUAAAUCAUCAGAUGACACUAAAAAGAACUCAAAAAUAAUUUCGGAAUCUACCGCUGUAGUCUCGAUAGUGGACGAAAUAGAUUGUAAAGAAAAUCCAAACACUAAUAUCAAUGAUGGUGAAAGGGAAACUUGGGAAAGGAAUGCAGAUUUUUUGCUAUCUAUUAUUGGGUUUGCAGUAGAUUUGGCGAAUAUUUGGAGAUUUCCAUAUCUUUGCUACAGAAACGGUGGAGGAGCAUUUUUAAUACCGUACUUUUUAAUGUUGAUAUUCGGCGCGGUUCCCCUAUUUUAUAUGGAACUCAUAUUAGGCCAAUAUAAUAGACAGGGGCCAAUAAGUGUGUGGAAGAACGUAUGUCCUCUUUUUAAAGGAGUUGGAUUUUGUGCUGUGUUGGUUGCAUUUUAUGUAUCAUUUUACUAUAACGUUAUUAUUGGUUGGUCGCUGUAUUUCUUGGCAAUGAGUACAACCAGUAGCUCGGGACAGCUGCCGUGGGUGCACUGUAACAAUACCUGGAACACAGAUACGUGCGUUGAACAGAAAGAUGAUUGGGCAUCGGCCUAUAACCAAUCGGAUCAUGUUCAUAAUUAUCUACCUCGGACUCUCGCAAAUGGAACUUUACUUUCAAUGUCCGAUGGUACUUCGAUAAUAGGCGGUAAUUUCAACAACCAAAGUUCACCGGCGGCUGAAUAUUUCCACCGCGGAGUGCUUGGCAUGCAAAUGAGCGACGGUCUCAACGAACUGGGUUAUCCAAAAUGGCAAUUGGCGCUGUGUGUGUUCAUCGUGUACGUUAUGCUGUACUUGAGCUUGUUCAAAGGUGUUAAGUCGUCCGGAAUUGUCGUUUGGGGCACGGCCACACUACCGUAUUUAGUAUUGACAAUCUUGUUGAUUAGAGGUCUCAUGUUACCUGGCUCGCUAACCGGCAUAACCUAUUAUUUACAGCCCGAACUGUACCGCCUUUUAGAUACACAAGUGUGGGUGGACGCAGCCGUUCAGAUAUUUUAUUCGGUAGGAGCCGGGUUCGGGGUUCACUUGUCGUACGCGUCAUACAAUAAUAUAAAAAACAAUUGUUACACUGACUGCUUGAUUACAACGGCCGUCAACUGCUUCACCAGUUUCUUUUCCGGUUUUGUUAUAUUCACUUAUUUGGGUUUCAUGUCACACAAACAACAUAAGCCCAUAAGUUCGGUAGCCACUGAGGGUCCUGGUCUGGUGUUUCAAGUUUAUCCCGAAGCUGUAGCAACGUUACCCGGAUCAAAUAUCUGGGCCAUGUUGUUUUUUUUCAUGUCCAUCACGUUGGGCAUUGAUUCGGCGAUGGGUGGAUUAGAAUGCGUCAUUACUGGACUGAUGGACGAAUUUAGUGGCUUCUUUAAGAACCGUAAAUGGCCACGUGAACGUUUCACGUUUGCAGUCAUAGGUAUAUCGUUUUGCGUGGCUCUGAUAAAUGUGACACCGGGUGGCAUUUAUAUGCUUCAUUUAUUGGACACGUAUGCUGCUGGUAUAUCUCUGCUGUGUUCGGCAUUAUUUGAAUGCAUAGCUGUAUCGUGGUUUUAUGGUUUGGAGAAAUUUUGCGACGACGUGGAGAGUAUGAUCGGCCACCGUCCCGGCCUAUAUUGGCGAUUAUGUUGGAAAUUCGUCAGCCCAAUGUUCAUUAUAGGAGUAGUGACUUUUGCUUUGAUCGAUCACCAACCGCUGAGCUAUAAUGGUUACGUGUAUCCAGAAUGGGCUGAAUGGCUGGGCUGGACACUAGCCUUUUCAUCGAUACUUAUGAUACCUGGUAUGGCUAUAGUGCAAAUGUGCAGAGCAAGUGGUUCGUUCAAAAAGAGAUUGGCAUAUAACAUCACGCCAUUGAAUGAGCGUGAAUCGAUGGAAAAGAAUAAGGGCGAAUGUACUAGAUUUCGUCUAAAGCACUGGCUAUAUGUUUAG